Yamadazyma jaroonii is the source of this 4188-nucleotide messenger RNA. The record is from the annotation of a GenBank genome assembly. Lineage: Eukaryota; Fungi; Ascomycota; Pichiomycetes; Serinales; Debaryomycetaceae.
AUGGAGCUCCAGAAGAGAUCAUUAACGUUCCUUCUUAAUAAGAAGGUUCCUCCAAUUCCUGAAGAAGAUGAGAGGAAAGAGCUUCCGGAGAUUAGAGCUAACUUCUUUUCCAAGGUUUUCUUCUGGUGGUUCGUCCCCAUUAUGAACUCCGGAUACAAAAGAACUUUAGCACCCGAAGAUUUAUUUUACUUAAAUGAUGAAUAUAAAGUUAAAACUAUCACUGAUAAGUUCAACGGAUAUUUUGAAUAUUACUUAUUAAAACAUCAACAGAAACAUAUCGAUCAAAAGAUUAAAAAUGGAGCUACAGGUGAAGAAGAUGACCUUUUGAAAGAUUUCAAAGUUCCUAAAUCAAUGGUUUUAUGGUGUUUUUUCCUUACUUUUAAAGUCAGAUAUACUUUGGCUUGUAUAUUUGUAUUCUUAGCUAAUAUGUUUCAAUGUUUAACUCCAUUGUUAACCAAAAAAUUGAUCACUUUUGUUGAAGAAAGAGUUUUAGGGCUUACUGAAGAAGUAGGUAAAGGUGUUGGUUAUGCUAUUGGAUCAGUUGCCAUGGUAUAUUUUGCAGGUCUUUGUAUAAAUCAUGGAUUCUAUAGAGCUAUGUUUGUUGGUGCCGAGAUUAGAGCUCUUUUAACUAAAGCUAUCUUAGAUAAAUCAUUCAAAUUGAAUGCUAAAUCAAGACAUGAUUAUCCUACUUCUAAGAUUACUUCAAUGAUGGGUACUGAUGCUUCUAGAAUUGAUUUUGCUGCAGGUUUCCAACCUUUCUUAUUAACUUUCAUUGCUCCUUUUGUUACAAUCAUUGUUAUAUUGAUUGUUAAUAUUGGAGUAUCAGCAUUAGUUGGUAUUGCUUUAUUGAUUGUUUUCCUUGUUGUCGUUGGUUUGGCUUCCAAGAAAUUGUUUGCUAUGAGAGCUAAAGCUACCAAAUUCACUGAUUUAAGAGUCGAUUAUAUUAAAGAAGUUUUAAAUAAUUUGAAAGUGAUUAAAUUUUAUAGUUGGGAAGAAGCUUAUCAUAAGAAUAUUUCUGAUGUUAGAAGUAAAGAAAUGGGGAUCAUCUUCUUUAUUCAAAGUAUUAGAAAUAUCAUUAUUUCUGCCACUUUAAAUUUAUCUAUUUUAGCUUCAAUGGCAGCUUUCUUAGUACUUUAUGCUUUAGGUUCAAGUAAACGUAAUGCUGCUAAUAUUUUUUCAUCAUUAUCAUUAUUUAAUGUUUUCACAUCAUUGGUUUUCAUGGUUCCUAUGGCUUUAGCUUCAUUAUCAGAUGCUUUAAUUGGUAUUGAUAGAAUUGGUAAUUUCUUAGCUGCUGAAGAACUUCAAGAAAAUGAAGGUUUGGUUGAAGCUAAUAAUGAAAUUGUUGAUUCUAUGGAUACCGAAGGUUUAGCUAUCAAGAUUAAUAAAGCUACUUUUGAAUGGGAAACUUUCGAACAAGAUGAUGACAAAAUUAUGAAUGAAAAGGAUGAAAAAUCUAAAAAAUCUAAAAAAGUUGAAGAAAAAAUCACUGAAAAAGUUGUUGAUACUUCCGAUUCUUCUACUUUAGAUGCUGAAGCAUUCCCUGGUUUGAAUAAUAUUGAUUUUAAUAUUAAAAAGGGAGAAUUUGUGGUUAUUACUGGAUUGAUUGGAUCAGGGAAAUCAUCACUUUUAAAUGCUGUUUCAGGUUUCAUGAAAAGAACUGAAGGUACAGUUGAUAUCAAUGGUUCAAUGGUUUUAUGUGGUCAACCUUGGAUUCAAAAUACUACCGUUAAAGAAAAUAUUCUUUUCGGAUCAGAAUUUGAUGAUGCUAAAUAUAAAGAAAUUAUCUAUUGUUGUUCAUUAGAAAGUGAUUUAGAAAUCUUACCUGCUGGUGAUAGAACUGAAAUCGGUGAAAGAGGUAUCACUUUAUCUGGAGGACAAAAAGCUCGUAUUAAUUUGGCUCGUUCAGUUUAUGCUGAUAAAGAUAUUAUCUUAUUAGAUGAUGUUUUAAGUGCUGUUGAUGCAAGAGUUGGUAAACAUAUUAUGGAAAGUUGUAUUUUAGGACUUUUAAAAGACAAAACCAGAAUUUUGGCUACUCAUCAAUUAUCAUUAAUUGGAGCUGCUGACAGAAUCAUCUUUUUAAAUGGUGAUGGAUCAGUUUCUGUAGGAUCUUUUGAAGAAUUAGAUAAAUCAAAUGAAGGAUUUAAAAAAUUAAUGGCUUUCAAUUCUCAAAAAACUACUGAAGAUGAAGAAGAAGAUGAAGAAGAAUUUGAAGAUGAAGAAGAAAAGGAAGAAGAAAAAGAAUUCAUUCAACGUCAAGUUACUCGUUCAACUAUCAAAACUUCUAAAACUUUAGAUGCUUUAGAUGAAGAAGCUUUACAUAAAGAUUAUAAUCUUGAUGAAACUGCUAAUGGUAGAAUUACUGAAGAUGAAUCAAGAGCUACUGAUGGAGUUGGGUUUGGAGUUUAUCUUAAAUAUUUCAAACUUGGUGAAGGAGUGUUCAAAUUCCGUUCAAAUAUCUUUUUAAUUAUAUUGACAGCUUCUAUUGGUACUUUCUGUACUUUAUUCACCAACACUUGGUUAUCAUUCUGGACAGAAUAUAAAUUUGAAGGUAAAACUAAUGGAUUCUAUAUUGGAAUUUAUGUUAUGUUUACUAUCUUAUCAUUCAUUUUUGUCACAUUACAAUUCACUGUUUUAGGUUAUUCUACCAAUCAAGCUUCCAAACAAUUAAACCUUUUAGCUAUUGAAAAAGUUUUAUAUUCUCCAAUGGCUUUCUUAGAUACUACACCAAUGGGAAGAAUUUUAAAUAGAUUCACUAAAGAUACUGAUGUUUUAGAUAAUGAAUUGGGUGAUCAAUUAAGAUUCUUUAGUUUCGUUGUAGCUAAUGUUAUUGGGGUUUUGAUUUUAUGUAUUAUUUAUUUACCAUGGUUUGCUAUUGCUAUUCCACCAGUUGCCAUAAUAUUCUAUUUAAUUGCUGAAUAUUAUCAAAGUUCUGCUCGUGAAGUUAAAAGAAUUGAAUCAAUUCAAAGAUCUUUUGUUUAUAAUAAUUUCAAUGAAACUUUAGUUGGUAUGAAUACUAUUAAAGCUUAUAGAGCUGAAGAUAGAUUUUUAACUAAAAACGAAUAUAAUAUUGAUCGUAUGAAUGAAGCUUAUUAUUUAACUAUUGCUGCUCAACGUUGGGUUGGUAUUACUUUAGAAUUAUUAUCAUGUCUUUUACCAUUAAUUGUUACGUUAUUAGCAGUAUUUAGAGUUUUCCAUAUCUCAGCUUCAUCAACUGGUUUAGUUGUUUCAUAUAUUUUAAAUAUUUCCGGUCAAGUUGCUUUCUUUAUUAGAAUUUAUACUCAAGUUGAAAAUGGAAUGAAUUCUACUGAAAGAUUAUUUGAUUUUGCUUAUGAUUUAAAACAAGAAGCUCCUUAUAAAAUUGAAGCCAAUAAACCUGAUGAUUCAUGGCCUCAAAAAGGUGGUAUUGAAUUUAAUAAUGCUUCUUUAGCUUAUAGACCAGGAUUACCUCUUGUUUUAAAAAAUCUUGAUUUUAAUGUUAAACCUCAAGAAAAAAUUGGUAUAUGUGGUAGAACUGGUGCUGGGAAAUCUUCUAUUAUGACAGCUUUAUAUAGAUUAUCAGAAUUAGAUGAUGGUAACAUUAAAAUUGAUGGAGUUGAUAUUUCCAACUUAGGUUUAAAAGAUUUAAGAUCAAAAUUAUCUAUUAUUCCUCAAGAUCCUGUUUUAUUUAGAGGUUCUAUUAGGAAAAACUUAGAUCCUUUUAAUCAACAAACUGAUGCUAAAUUAUGGGAUGCUUUAAGAAGAUCAGGAUUAAUUGAAGCUUCAAAAUUAGAAGCUGUUUCUAAACAAUCUAAAGAUGAUGAAAAUUUACAUAAAUUUCAUUUAGAACAAUCAGUUGAAGAUGAUGGUUCUAAUUUCUCGUUAGGUGAAAGACAAUUAAUUGCUUUAGCUAGAGCUUUAGUACGAGAUUCGAAAAUUUUAAUUCUAGAUGAAGCAACUUCAUCAGUUGAUUAUGAAACUGAUGCUAAGAUUCAACAAACUAUUGUUAAUGAAUUUGGUAAUUGUACUAUCUUAUGUAUAGCUCAUAGAUUGAAGACUAUCAUAGAUUAUGAUAAAAUUUUAGUAUUAGAUAAAGGAGAAUUAAAAGAAUUCGAUACUCCUUGGAAUUUAUUCAAUACUAAAGAUAGUAUUUUCCAACAGAUGUGUCUUAGAUCAAAGAUCCAAGCUGAUGAUUUCGAAAGAAGGGAUUAA